AUGGCUCCGAAACCACCUAGUACGGGUUUGUUUGUUGGAUUGAACAAGGGUCACGUUGUCACCAAGAAGGAAUUGCCCCCACGGCCCUCAGAUCGCAAGGGGAAAACCAGCAAAAGGGUGCACUUUGUGAGAAACCUCAUACGAGAGGUAGCUGGUUUUGCACCUUAUGAAAAGCGUAUAACUGAGUUACUCAAGGUUGGAAAAGAUAAGAGGGCACUCAAGGUUGCAAAGAGAAAGCUUGGAACCCAUAAACGUGCAAAGAAGAAGAGAGAGGAGAUGUCCAAUGUUCUCCGUAAAAUGAGGGCUGGUGGAGCUGGAGACAAGAAGAAAUAG
Messenger RNA from Sphenostylis stenocarpa, 333 nucleotides. The record is from the annotation of a GenBank genome assembly. NCBI's taxonomy places the organism in Eukaryota, Viridiplantae, Streptophyta, Magnoliopsida, Fabales, Fabaceae.